This is a messenger RNA of Acaulospora colombiana, 459 nucleotides long. The record is from the annotation of a GenBank genome assembly. Lineage: Eukaryota; Fungi; Glomeromycota; Glomeromycetes; Diversisporales; Acaulosporaceae.
AUGCAUCCUCCGCCUACCCCACUGAAAUCGUCGGUCGAAGGUGCCAACGAGCCGGUUGGCGUUGGCCGUACGAAGACUUCACCCCGCGCGCCUUCCAGUACCCCCGAUUAUAUAAAGCCAUUAUUUGGAACCAAGAAUAAUUCCCAUCUCUACCAUAUUUCAACGCGGCAGAUAGACUGGCGCCCGUCCAUUUCAGGCAAUAAUGCUGGUAAAAUCUUAGCCAUUCCCUAUCAUAAUGAAUUGCUAAAUAGUUUGAUAGCGGUCCUUCAAGCUGAAGGUAACUGGAAUGGUGCACGUGUCACGGUUGUCAACUUUACUGGACGUGACCCAAAGUCUACCUGGGACGUUCACCGGUUUGGGGAUGGGACAUCCGACAUUUUCUUCCAGUACAGGCAGUGGCAACAAUGGCACUCUCAUAACAUGUGUAUGGACCUAACUGAUGGGAUAGUGAAUAACCCG